Molecule: messenger RNA, 762 nt
Organism: Puccinia triticina
Lineage: Eukaryota; Fungi; Basidiomycota; Pucciniomycetes; Pucciniales; Pucciniaceae
Exons: 5
Coding region: 1-762 (253 amino acids)
Source: RefSeq, a predicted model, not a curated record
AUGACCAACCGUCGUCAAGAGAUCAGCAAUCAGUUCAAACCAGGUGAUACAACAAGCAUAACUGCGAUAGCGGAGAGCUACAAGAGCUUGCUGGGCAACCCGUCAAACAAGCAACAAGCAGCUGCUAAUCUCGCCGACCCCGGCGAGAUCAAACUCCUAAACCCACCAAAACGCCAGGAUACCGGGGCUUGGAGCAAAGAGCUCCUGACAGAGAUGGUCAGGCGGGGACUUGCGGCGGAAGGAAAGGGCAACGAGGCGCUGGCCCUGAUGUACUUCAACAUCAGCUCAGGGCUUGGGAAGCCAGGCCCGGACCUAUCGGGCAAAACCCAGGAGAACCUCCCUCCGGUUCAACUGAACCCAACCAGCAUUCAACAAGCGGAGAAGGACACCUGGAACCAAUUCUUGGCGGUCCCCACACCAAACCCUGUUGCAAUCCAACAAAGGUCAACAGACAAGCUAACCCAAGUGGGAUGUUGGCAAAGAAUACCGGCAGAAACCACCAGACAGGCCGGGGACAGAGCAACCAACAUCGUGGCCAGUCACCCAAUUGAGGACAAGGAUCGGGUCGCCAACCAAGCUCCCAAGGGUAUAAAGGCAGCCGCUGGGACAGCGGAUACAACGACCAAGACAACAAUUGAGCCUGUGAUUGCAACAACAACCAGGGUAACAAGCCCGGCCAAGGCCGAGGACGCAACCAGUAAGGCAACCACCAGUUGUUCCUUCCUUGCCCACACCAAGACCCUAGGUGGCCAUCCCGCCUAA